CUCCUGAAACACAUCUCACUGACCGCUGUCGGAGACAGGAUGCUGGGUCGGCCUUCGGUCUGAUCCAGCCGGGUUUAUGUUUGGAACGGUUUCAGUCUGAGAAGGUUUUCCGUUAGGGGCAUUGAGAUGCAAUGAACAACCAGGCUUCGGUUCUUUAACAGUUGCAGGGGAAACUAUCCUUUCCAGAAACUCUACUUGUGGUAUCUGAAUGAAGAAGACUGCAGUUAAAGGUGGCAGAAAGAGAGAACAGGCAUGGUUUAAAUCUGAGUCCUGCAGUCCCUGAUGUAGCUGCAAGCGCUGGCUGUUUUGUAGAAGAUGCUGGAAGACAGGGAGAUGUCGGAUCUCAAGGGAGAUCUUUACAGGGACCUUGCAUUUCCGGCUAAUGACGACUCCCUGUUUUUUAACUACUCUACUCCGCUGGCUCAUUUCAGAGGGGAGAUUUGUUGGCUGCGACCUCAGGAGAUUUGUUCUACACCUCGAUUAUUUUCAGACAAUCAAUAUGAGUGGCAAGUCAAGCAAGGGAUGCUGGGAGACUGCUGGUUCUUGUGUGCGUGUGCUGCUUUGCAGAAGAGUAAAUACUUGUUGGCCAAGGUGAUACCUCCAGAUCAACCCAGCUGGAGAGAUGAGAAAUACAGAGGCUGUUUCACUUGUCGUGUGUGGCUGUUUGGACACUGGGUGGAGGUCACCAUAGAUGAUCGCCUGCCUUGCCUUGGGGGCAAACUCUGUUUCUCACAGUGCCAGACUGAAGAUGUGUUUUGGCUCCCGCUGCUGGAAAAGGCCUAUGCCAAGGUGCAUGGCUCUUAUGAACAGCUCUGGGCAGGCCAGGUUGCUGAUGCUCUUGUGGAUCUGACUGGAGGCCUAGCGGAGAGGUGGUCUCUGAAAGAUCUGGGUCGGAGCACAGAGAGGGAGAGGGCAGGCAAGGUUUUGGAGAAGGCAGUAUUUAGGAGACUGAUGAACUUGAAAGAGAAGUGCGUUAUGAGCUGCUCAGUCUUCAGCUCACGGCAAGGUACCAGCGAACUGGGGGAGUUUCAUGCCUUCAUUGUUGUCGACAUGCAGGACCUCUCUAAGGUGUCCCGGAAGGAGAUCAUCCUGCUGAGGAUACGCAACCCCUGGGGAAGACGUUGCUGGAGAGGGCCCUGGAGGGAGGGCGGUCCAGGGUGGAGCCAACUGGAUCCGGUGGUGGCGGCAGAACUAUUGUCCCAGAUACAGGAAGGAGAAUUUUGGGUUGAAGAGGAGGAAUUUUUUGCAGAAUUUGAUGAGAUCAUAACCGGGUACCCGAUUACUGAAGAAGGACAGCUUCAGAGCCUUUACACUGACACAGUGCUGAGCCACACUCAGAAACUGUAUGGGUCGUGGGUGAGGGGACACUCGGCUGGCGGUUGCCGAAACAACAGCACCUUCCCGAUGAACCCCAAGUUCUGGCUGAGGGUCUUUGAGCCGAGCGAGGUGUGCAUUGCCCUCCUGCAGAAACACCGCAAGUACAGCACAGAUUGGGCAGGCAGGAUUCGGAACUGGCCCUGCUUGGUGGAAGCAGAUCCGCCUUUGACGGAUGGCAUCCGAGGCAAGAACUACCAUGCUGUGGGACUUCAUAUAUGGAAGGUUGAAAAGAAGCAGUUUAACCUCACGAAGACACUCUCUGCUCCCCCAGUUUCAGGCACUGUUUGCCACUCCUAUAAUCGAGAGGUGCACCUGCAUUGUGACCUGUCUCCUGGGUAUUACCUUGUCAUCCCCAGCACCUUUCUGAAUGAUGCCGAAGGAAACUUCCUGCUUCGGGUCUUUUCCAGUGGAAGAAUCUCCCUCAGUGAGAUAAAACUGCCCUUGCCUGACAACACCCUCCGUGAAGAGCUCCCGGGAGGCGAGUGGGAGACGGCUCGGCUGGAGGGCCGGUGGAGAAAGGGGCAAAAUGCAGGCGGCAGCAGGAACUUUCCUUCCUUCCACAGCAACCCCUGCUUUCCCUUCUCCGUUCCUGCAGGCGCGGGACAGAGCAGCAUCAAGGUCGCUCUCCGCCAGCACUGCCCAGAUAACAAGUGCCGCCCAAUAGGGUUUCACGUCUUCCAGGUCCCCAGUGACAACAACAACAUGAAAAUGCCUUCGUCUUCAUUCCUGCACUUGGAGCCAGUGGUUAGUUGUGUGCCCCAUUGCUACUCCCAGGAAGUAAGCCAGGUCUGCCGACUCUCUUCAGGCAGCUAUGCCAUUGUUCCGUCUACAUACUUGCCUGACACAGAAGGCAGCUUCACGGUGAUCGUAGCAACCAAAAUAGACAGGAAAAGCAUUCGGAGCAAGGAGACCUUGGGGCAAAGGCUGCAAGAGGUCUCCUUUAAAGCAGUGAUGAAAAUAUAAUUUGAAAUUGGCACAUCCAUCAUGGGAGGAAGCAGGAGAGAGCCUCGGGAAAAUGAAAACUGUUUUUGGUUUAAACUGAAAUGACCCAAAUGGCUCUUGGGCCCAACUGGGCUUUUUCUGGGCACAGCAGCAUCCAGUCCUUUUAAUCAACCUCUCUGUGAAAACAAAACUGAACCAAAAUCCAUUUCAAAACAUUCCUUUGUGGGUUGUUGUUUUUUUAAAUUGCACCCAUGUGAACUGCGUCAAGAUCUUUUUUUGCAGUGUGCCAUGGACUUCGCUCUGUGCGCUUCAGUUCCUCCCCUUUCCCUAUUCCACCCACCUCUAAAUAUCAGUGAAAAGAUAAUGUUGUGCAUGCGCUGUGUUCAAAUCCAUUUUAAUUCUGCGGUGGUAAGACGUUUGGCUCUGUGUUUCUGUGUGUGUGUUCAUAGUGAAGGGCAGUUUUUGGAGACGGAUACAUUUACCAAGUAAGCUUCGGAAACUGGUGGUAGGAAAAGGAGGAAGGUGGGAAAUGUUACCAUUCUUUCAGGAAGGAACUUUUCAAAAUGACAGUGACUGGAAAAAUGUCGCUUUCCACAUAUGCAAGAUCCCACUAGACCUGCUGUGCAGCAAACUGGACACCACUUGUUAGGUGCUUGACAAUCCCCGUUUUUGCAACCCAAGAAGGGCAGUAAAUGUAGUAUUUGAUUUUUAUUUUUAUUUUUUAUUUAAGAAAUCUCUAGCUGGCUCUUCAUUAAAAUACUCCCCAGAGCAGGGUACAAUAUAAUAUCAUAAUUCAUAAUAGAGCCAAGUGUAUAUAUAUAAAAAACAGUGUCCCUUAAAACCAUAGCAGUGAACACAUCCAGCGAGGGCAGUGGGCCCAGCUCCACUUGUCAACAGUUAGCCAAGAGGCUGGGUGAAUAAAUUUGUUUUUAACAUAUUUAUAAAUGCAUGGUUUGUGGGCUGCAUUCAGCCCACAAUGGCAGGUUACCAGUUAUGCUAACCUGCUUUAAGCCACACGCCAAAAAAACUGCUCUGGAAAACCACCCCAUAAUAAAUCUUCAUCCUAGUUCUCCCUCUACUGUAUCCCUCAGUCUUUCAUGGUCAAGUGUUCCCCCAGAAAAGAAGACCUCAUGGAAGGAAAUCAUGGGAUGGAACUCGGAGGGACUGUUGCACCUAAACUAGGCCGCUUUCCCAGCUCCCUGCAGGCUUCCCUUGCUGGAUUUCCAGGGUACCUUCUCAAUUUCCCACUAUAAUCCUCCACCACACUCUAUUAUCAUUACAACAUUCAUUUCUCAGACCCUCCACCUCCUAAUGCCUUUGAUUCUCUUCGUUCAACUAGCAUCAGCUUUGCCAGGCUCGGGUGAGGCGUGAAAGAAAAUUCCCCAGUGCUGCCAGCUAGAAUUCGCUGCCGUACUUAUCCACGUAGGAAAGACUGAACUUGCAGUAGCUGAGGGGCAGUUGUUCUGAAUAUUGUUAUUUAUUUAUUUAAAUUAUUUCAAUAGUUGAAUUUAUUAACUUGGGAAGAUCUUAGGGAGCUUAUUUCAGGAGAAUAUAAGAUGGAGAAGGUGAGAGUAAUCCUCUUGUAAAAGGCAUUGGGUUGAAACUAUUUGAGGGGAAAUCACGUGAUGGAUUUCAGAGCCAUGAUUUUAAAAUUAUUUGGGGGGUUAUGCCUCCCUUGGAUGCAGGAAACUGUAGUUCAAACUGAUCUUUUUCCAAAUUUCUUUGGAAAGCAUUUAUUAAGUGAAAUUUUAAAAUAUUGUAUUCUUUUUUUAAAAAAAUAAUGAAGUGGUUAUUCAAAUGUCUCUUUAAAAUAUAUUAAAAUGUUAAAUGGUA
Rhineura floridana is the source of this 4152-nucleotide messenger RNA. RefSeq names its product calpain 10 (gene CAPN10). Gene Ontology annotation, molecular function: calcium-dependent cysteine-type endopeptidase activity. The record is from RefSeq and is a predicted model, not a curated record. The transcript has 14 exons. Gene Ontology annotation, biological process: proteolysis. Gene Ontology annotation, cellular component: cytoplasm. Bases 316 to 2340 code for a protein of 674 amino acids. Lineage: Eukaryota; Metazoa; Chordata; Lepidosauria; Squamata; Rhineuridae.